AUGCCACUACCAACAACCAAAGCUCCCCCGGAGUCUCCCUCGGAGAGUUCAUUCACCGUCGGAUGGAUCUGCGUCCUUCAAAAAGAAUAUUACGCCGCUAAAAAGCUUCUAGACGAAGAAUAUACCGAUGCAGGAAUUACCCAUGCCCGAGAUGACAAUGGACAAUACAUCCUUGGCCGCAUCGGAAAGCAUAAUGUGGUGCUCUGCGUCCCUACUCCAGGUUUUUCAGGCUCCAUUGAAGCCUUCAAUAUUGCUUCAAUGAUGAGAAGCACCUUUCCCUGGCUUCGCCUCUUUCUCCUAGUCGGAAUAAGUGGUGGUGUCAAAACGAAGGACUAUGAUGUUCGACUGGGAGACAUCGUUUUAGGGACCAAGAUAAUCCCUUACAAAUUCGGCAAAGAGCUACAAGAUGGAUUCCAAUAUACUGGAGACUCGAUCAAGCCCCCUCGAGAGCUCAUGGGGGUUUUCACAUCUCUGGAAGAAAAGGUCAGAGAUGGUCUCAGCCUAGAGAAGGAAAUUGAAAACGCCACAAAGAGAUUUGACGUAUCCAGACGUGCAGACUAUGCUCGACCGAAAAAUGAUCGCUUAUACACGGGUGACUAUCUACACGAAGACGGCUGCGAUUGUAGUGAUCACGCCGCGUCAUCGUCUCCCUACUUGAUUAAGCGCCGCCAACGAGUCCCUUCCCAAAAAGUCGUUUUGCACCAGGGAAUCAUCUCGUCGGCGGACCAGGUGAUGAAGAAUGCAAUCACAAGGGAUAAGAUUUCCAAUGACACAAGCUGUAUCUGCUUUGAAAUGGAAGCAGCAGGCUUGAAGUAUAUCCCCGACUCGCUUUCGAUUCGGGGCAUCUCUGACUACUCGGAUGGGCACAAGAAUGACGCUUGGCACGAUUAUGCAUCGUUAGCGGCUGCGGUGGGCGCUAGAGAGCUUCUGCGAGCGCUGAGCCCGCGGAAAUUGGACCGUCGUCGGGUCGGUCCCUCACCCAAGGAGGUGGAUAACUUCAUUAAUGGGGCAGCCGACUUGGUAGAAGCAUACUCACGAAAAGAACGCCAGGACCCUAAGUCUCUUCAAGGGAUACUGAGGAAAUUGACAGAGCGGCAAGAGUUGAUAGAACACCUCAUCAACCGGGAUUUGAACGACUUGAAAAACUCGAAUAAAGAUCGUGGUGAUGAUCCGAGAGUGGUAGAACUAGGGAAAGACGUCAUUCAGCUUAAGCAAUCUCAACAUGAACUGAAAGAUUGCUUUGAGAAGUUCGAGAAACAGGUAAAGGAGUAUACUAUUUCCAGAGAAGAUUAUGUCACGCGUGAAGAAUGGGAGCGGUUUCAGCAACAGGUUGAAACCAAUACCGCCAAGGUUGCUGAUUUUGAGCAAUCCACUGAGAAAGUGAUGAAUACUAUGGGGGACCUGCUUAGCGUGAUUGGAGAACAGACUGGGGACAAGGGCUUUUCGUUUGCGUCUAAAUAUACCAGUUUCGCCAAGGGAUAA
This is a messenger RNA of Clonostachys solani, 1482 nucleotides long. NCBI's taxonomy places the organism in Eukaryota, Fungi, Ascomycota, Sordariomycetes, Hypocreales, Bionectriaceae. The record is from the annotation of a GenBank genome assembly.